This is a messenger RNA of Mirounga angustirostris (Northern elephant seal), 3835 nucleotides long. RefSeq names its product sosondowah ankyrin repeat domain family member A (gene SOWAHA). Gene Ontology annotation, molecular function: protein binding. Bases 385 to 2094 code for a protein of 569 amino acids. The transcript has a single exon. The record is from RefSeq and is a predicted model, not a curated record. NCBI's taxonomy places the organism in Eukaryota, Metazoa, Chordata, Mammalia, Carnivora, Phocidae.
GUGGCAGCUGUCACCUGUAAGGCGAGCACUGAGCACGGGGGAUGGAGCCUGGCGCCCAUUGGACACAAUACAAAGGCAGAAACCUACCCCGAAGGCUGGGGGCCUGGCGGGGCGGAGGCGGUGGGCACGCGAGGCGGCCCCCCGCACCUUCCUCCGGGAGACACCCGGGCUCCACGGCGCGGGCGUGACCAAGGUCCAGGUUCAGGGACACGCCCGUUCCGCCUCGGUGAAAACGUUCAGGUGAGCCUGGCCGAGGAGGAACCUCGCCCCCGGAACCCCCCGCUCCGCUCGUCCCGGCGGGCGCGGAGACGUGCACCUGCCCCGGCAGCCGGGAACCGAGGGCGGGUGGGGAGGCCUUGGCUCCCCUGCCGGGCGGGACUGACCAUGGCGCUGGCCGCCGCCGCCGCCGCCGCCGCCGCCGGGGUGAGCCAGGCGGCGGUGCUGGGCUUCCUGCAGGAGCACGGCGGCAAGGUGCGCAACUCGGAUCUGCUGAGCCGCUUCAAGCCCCUGCUGGAUGCGGGCGACCCACACGGCCGCGCCGCCCGCAGGCACCGCUUCAAGCAGUUUGUCAACGACGUGGCGGUGGUGAAGGAGCUCGACGGCGUCAAGUUCGUGGUGCUGAAGAAGCAGCUGCGGCCCCGGGAGGCACCAGCGCCCCUGCCCUCGUGCGUCCCCGGCACGCCCGGGGCACCAGCGCUGCCGUCGAAGGUCACCUCCGUCUCACCGGGAGAACCGGCCGGCCCGGGGGCUCCAUCCCUGGCCGCGGCGCAGCAGCCGGUGGAACCACGGGAGGACCCGGCCCGGCCGCUGGAGCCACAGGACACGCCCGGGGCUCCGGCCCCUGAGCCCGCUCAGCCGACCGGGGAGCUGUUGUCAGGGCCGGCCUUGCAGGCAGGGGGGCCCUCCGACCCCCAGAUUCCAGCCUUUGAGCUAGCCCUGCCCCCCGAGCGACUCUCGGCAGACGUGGCCCCGCCGUCCAGGUCGCCGUCGGCGGAGGCCUUGCCCCAGGCAGAGGCGCCAGCCCCGGAACCUGGGCGUGGGGCGACCAAAGAAGCGCCUCCAUCCCCUCGGCAAGCGCCGCCGCCCAAGCCCUGCAUGCUGCCCGUGCGCUGCGUCCCGGGCCCCGCCGCGCUCCGGCUCCGGGCCGAGGAGCAGGGCCUGCGCCGGCAGCUGUCGGAAGAGCCCAGCCCGCGGAGCUCCCCGCCGAUGCUGCGGCGGCUGUCGGUGGAAGAGUCUGGCCUGGGCCUCAGCCUGGGCCCGGGCCGCUCCCCGCACCUGAGGCGCCUGUCGCGCGCCGGCCCGCGCCUGCUGAGUCCGGACGCGGAGGAAGUGCCCGCCGCGCCGCCGCCGUCCGCCGUGCCCCUGGAGCCGACCGAGCACGAGUGGCUGGUGCGGGCGGCCGGGGGCUGCUGGACGCACCAGCUGCACGGGCUGCUGCUGCGCGACAGCGGCCUGGCGGCCAAGCGCGACUUCAUAUCUGGCUUCACGGCCCUGCACUGGGCCGCCAAGAGCGGCGACCGCGAGAUGGCGCUGCAGCUGGUGGAGGUCGCGCGGCGCGGGGGCGCGCCGGUGGACGUGAACGCGCGCUCGCACGGCGGCUACACGCCGCUGCACCUGGCGGCUCUGCACGGCCACGAGGACGCCGCCGUGCUGCUGGUGGUGAGCCUGGGCGCGCAGGUGCACGUGCGUGACCACAGCGGGCGGCGCGCCUACCAGUACCUGCCGCCCAGCGCCUCGUACGCGCUUCGCCGCCUCCUCGGCGACCCCUGCCUCCGAGGCUCUCCCGAGGCCGACGCCACCGGGGCUGGUGGGGGCACUUUUGCGGCCCGGCGCCCAGUGCAGGUGGCCGCCACCAUCCUCAGUUCCACCACCAGCGCGUUCCUGGGUGUCCUGGCCGACGACCUGAUGCUCCAAGACCUGGCUCGAGGCAUGAGGCAGUCGGGCUCCUUUAGCAAGUUCUUGGGUGCCUCGCCCAUGGCUCCACGUAAAAAGACCAAGACCCGCAGUGGCCUGCCGGCUUUUUCAGAGAUCUCUCGUCGACCUACUCCGGGGCCCUUGGCUGGCCUGGUGCCCAGCCUGCCCCCUACAACCUGACGGCCCCUUGAAGCCCAGCUUGGUUGACGUAACCCGGCCUGCCCCUCACAGUCUAAGCCUGCCCAAAACAGCGGCUCAACACGUCUGGCUCCAUCCUGUUUCCAGCUUUGUCCACUGAAGCCUACUGACUUAUAGUUUCAGAAAGUCAUGGGCGCCUGGGUGGCUCAGUUGGUUGAGCGACUGCCUUCGGCUCAGGUCAUGAUCCUGGAGUCCCGGGAUCGAGUCCCACGUCGGGCUCCCUGCUCAGCGGGGAGUCUGCUUCUCUCUCUGACCCUCCCCUCUCUCAUGCUCUCUCUCUCUCUAUCUCAUUCUCUCUCUCAAAUAAAUAAAUAAAAUCUUAAAAAAAAAGAAAGUCUUGCCUGCCCUGGUGGGCCUACGCCUCUGGCUUUCUAGCUUCUGCCUGAAGCUUGACCUGUCUCUGGAGAUGGGAGUCAAGAUCUCAGUGAGAGCGCCUACAAAGAACUCCAGAAAUCAGGCUUGAACAUUGGAGACUCGAAUUUUAGGAUCAAAGUUAAGCCGAAGCCUCUGCGUCUACACGCUCCCAAGCCACAACUAGAGCAAGGAUCUCUUUAAAAAAUGUUGUGUGCUGCUGGAUUGUUUGUCAGCUUCAAGAUACCUGGUGGUUUUGUAAUUUGAUGCCUUUAUCCUGUUUUUAAAUUAAAAUGAGGUAAAACAACUUUCAUAAUAACCUUUUGAAAUUAUAUUUUUCCAUUUUUAGGCAAAAUGCUCAUUUUCAGUCUUUUGCUAAGUAUUUUGGAAUUCUAUUUAAAGAAAAAACAGAUGAUCAAGAUCUAAAGGAAAUUAGUCCCAACCAACAAAACCCUUAAAGGUUUAUCUACCUCAUUUUAGGAGCUCAAGGUUCUAGAGACUUGAACACAGAAUGUGACCAUUGUGAAUGUAAUUAAUUUCAAUUGUACUGUGAAUGCUCAAUAUUAGGAAACAAGUGCAUCUUGGGAGUAAGAAUGAUUUAACAGUGAGAGAAAAGAGACAUUUUGGCAAAUACUUUUAAUUUCUGGUUGUCUUUAUGAUGAAAUAUAAACAGUGUCUCCGGCACUGGUGGGUGAUUAUUUUGAUUUGGCAUGAAUAUUUAAUUUUUUAAGUGUGAUUUAUUUGUGAAUGCACCAUUGUGCCAUGUUUUGGAAUCUGGUUUUCCGGUCUGGCUGAGCCUCUCAAUGCAGUAGGUAAAUAUUCAAAGAAAAACAUGUCAUAGCAUUAUACCAGAAAAAUAAGUGGUUAAGUGGAUACACUUAAACAGCAACUAUUUUAUAUGUAAAUUCUAUUCUAUAGAAACAAAAAGUAUGUUAUAUCCACCUUUAAAAGCCAUCUGAAAGCAAACAACUUACAGCAAAUGCAGAAUUCUUUGCUCAGUGACCUUAGAAGGAUGGCUUAACUUCUCUGGACCUUUGUUCCGAUCUGUAAUUGAGAAGGUUUGUAGCUAUUUACCAAGAGGUCCCAGGUUCAACACAUUGUAACUAUAAUAGCUCUUUUUCUGUUUUAAAAAUGGGGACUCUAUUUGCUCAACCAGGCUUUUUAAAAUAUCCUAUUGUGUUAAUGCUCUGUUUUUGCAAAUUAUGUUUGCAUGUCAUUAGUUAUAUCAAAUAGUUUUGUGGCACAAGAGGAGUAUGGCUUCUCUCUCUCUCUCUCUCUCUCUCUCUCUAUAUAUAUAUACCAGUGAGGCCUCUGUCAUUAUUUAAGGCCAUCCUUAAUGGAAUGUUUUGAUUUAAGCAAUGAAAUAAACAAG